AAGUAUGCCUCACGGGAAUCACCGCAAUAAGUCUAAUCACUAUCGGUGGAGAAGUCAUGGAGAAAAUGAUCGACGUAUUGACACCUCUGACGAAUAUUUACGACGGCGCGAACAUGGAGGGAAGUUCAGUAGUGGUCGCAAGUCCAUAAUUUCUGGUAACAAUGUGGAUAUGUUAAAACGUGCUAUGAAUAUGAAUCUUAUCGGUGGAUCAGCAGCUUCUGUUGUCACUGCCCAAAAUAGUGGCUUGGCCCCCGGCGAAGUUUGGGUGAGAAUUACGAUUGUCCAUGGCGCUAAUCAUCUGAUGAUGGAUCUUCAACAGUUGAUCACCACCACUGUUGGGACACAGCUACGGUUCUAUAAUACUUGCGUUGAAGGAAGAAAUGCACUAAUGCAUGCAAAAAUCAGACAAAAGGAUGUUCAAAGUUACCGCAAAUCACUCCAAAAUUUACGCGAUCCAAGUCAGGGUUCACAAUUAAUUACCGACAUAACAAUUGUCCCUGAGCCCAGAGUCCCUUCUUCGUCUGAUAAAAGAAAUGAAUCACCGAAUACCUCUCCUCUGCCAGAAACUUGGAUUGAAGCAUUAAAGCAGUGCUUUGUUCAGCGUUAUCAACCUACUACGCGUAGUUUAGAUCUCUCUUCUCUGCACACGGAUCCAGUCCUUUUAAGUCAGGGACUAUAUUUACCUCUUAACAAACAAGCGGUGGUUCAUACUUUGAUUACUAUCCUGAAACAAAACCAAGCACAGCUUGCUGUUCUCAAUCUAUCAAACAACCGACUAACUCAUUUGAAUGCUUUUUCUCCGUUAUCUUCAACGAGUGCUGGAUUUAUUCCAGUGUCCAUUGAACGUAUAGAUCUCAGCUCAAAUCCUCUAAGUAGCAUACCUGUCCUUUCUGGUCUUCGAGAUAUCGUUGGUUUGGUUGAAUUAGACCUUACAGAAACUCCUUUGAUGUCAAAAUUCAAUCCAAACGACAAAUCUUUUGCAGCUAAAUUGCAUACAAUCUUACCAACGAUCAAACGUUUAAAUGGACAAGAAUUACCGCAUACUGUACAAUUUGCAAUUGAGCAAGGUUUGGAUUCCUCUAAACGGCCUCCAACGAAACCGCUUCCACAGUCUAUUCUGGGAUUUUUUCCUAAUGAUGAAGUUAAAAUAGCUUUGCUGAGUUUUUUGAAAUUAUACCUUAGUCGCUAUGAUUCUAAGCCCCGAGGUGAAAGUUUGCUGCCUUACUACACGACUGUUUCCCAACUGGUUUUUUCCGUGUCUCCUGAAAAUCGUUUUCCAAAUUCACAAAAUGUGUCAUUCACAGCACGCGUAGAGAUACAAAAUGGUUCUGAUCAACCGACUACGGCAUAUCUUACCACUUCACGAUUAAAUCAAGCUUACUUUUUACGAAGUCGUAAUCUUCUUCGCUGCCGAGACCAAAGUAGACGACGCGACAUGGUUGUGCGUGGUAGUUUGGCUAUCGCCCAUUUUUUGGAUGAGCUACCAACCACGGAACAUCAAUUAGAGUCUUUAUCUGUAGACGUCGCCUUUCAUUCCGGAACUCAAAUGUUGUUUACAAUGGGUGGUGUUUUUUACGAGGUUUCUUCUAUGGGUUCAAGUUCCAUCAACUCAAGCUCACACGAAAAAUCUGUUCGCAAAGUCCUUCGGUGUUUUACUAGGACUAUGAUACUGAUCGCACCAGGUGGUCAUAUAGUGCAAGAUGAUUAUAUUGUGUCUAAUCCAACUACCUCUUUGUGUAAGGCUCAUGUACCUAGUUAUGCCGCAUUGUCUAAAUCUAUAGAGUCGUCUCUAAUUAAAUGGAAAUGGGUUCAGUUGGAUUUUGAUGAGUAA
Schistosoma mattheei is the source of this 1831-nucleotide messenger RNA. The record is from the annotation of a GenBank genome assembly. NCBI's taxonomy places the organism in Eukaryota, Metazoa, Platyhelminthes, Trematoda, Strigeidida, Schistosomatidae.